UAUACGGCCUACGCCAACCAAACCGAACAUGAAUUCUCUUGUAGCAGACUACGCUUCUUCCUCAGGCUCAGAAUCGGAGUCUGAAGCUAAGCCUAGGGUUCCGAUUUAUCGUCGAGAAAAACAAAGUGAAAAGCAACAGAAUCUAUUGACAAGUCAAGACACCUCAGACUCGGACUCGGAUAAUUAUCAGAAGAAAGACUUGUUUAAACAAUCUCUAAAGAAAUCUGCAAUCGGGAAGUCCGUAGAAAAGGAAAGCGAUGAUAACAGUUCUUUGCCUUUGCCUCAAGGUUUCUCAUCAUCAGAAUCUUCUGAAGGAACCAAGAACCUCAUCAGUUUAUCUGUCUUUGCAAAUCCCUUUGAGCAAGCCAGACAAGAUCAACUAUCUAUCCUUGAAAAACAUGUGAAGUUGAAGGAACAAGAAAAGCCAGAGAGUGCUGGUGAUAGAGGAAAUAAAAAAAUUUGCUAUAAAUUUCAGAAGGGAAAAUGUAGGUUCGGAGACACUUGUAAGUUCUCUCAUGGAGCUGAUCAUAAGCCUGUGGUGCUUACUGGGGGAAAUCAAGAACCUUAUCCUAGUGCUUCAAGUGGAGGCUACAUGGGGGCGCCCUUCCAGGAUGGAUAUUAUCAAGAUAGUGAGGGACAAAGAGCAGAAGAUGAGGAAGAGACUGUAAGAAAGAGGAGAAAAGAAAGAGCAGGACUGAGUGAGAAACUUGUUCCAUCCAAGAAAGCAAUGAGAAUAUAUAACCGGCAGAGAGAACAAGAUAGACCUUGGACUACAAAGAGAUAGCUUCAAUUAAAAUGUCAUUCUGAAUUUGACAAUUACACUAUUUAUUUAAUAAUACCUGCUAAUUCUAUAGCACACAGAUAUACCUUUCAGCGCUUCAAGAAAGUGAAUAUAUAAAUCAUAUAUUAGAGAUAGAUUAGAAAUUUAAAUUCGGAUUCCCCUGAACACAAUACACUAUUCAAUCAUUACUAAGAGAUGAUCAAGUACUAGAUUUUCAGUUUGGAUUUGAAUGUUUUGAAAGAUUAGUGUAAUCAGAUAAGUAGUUGAUUCCAAAUCUAUGAUCCUACGUCUGAAAAAGCAUGAUC
Molecule: messenger RNA, 1086 nt
Organism: Lytechinus variegatus (green sea urchin)
Lineage: Eukaryota; Metazoa; Echinodermata; Echinoidea; Temnopleuroida; Toxopneustidae
Exons: 2
Coding region: 29-784 (251 amino acids)
Molecular function (GO): metal ion binding
Source: RefSeq, a predicted model, not a curated record